Molecule: messenger RNA, 828 nt
Organism: Ilex paraguariensis (yerba mate)
Lineage: Eukaryota; Viridiplantae; Streptophyta; Magnoliopsida; Aquifoliales; Aquifoliaceae
Source: the annotation of a GenBank genome assembly
AUGCCCAAAGCCAUUGAUGGAGUGAGAAAAAGCACAGACCCCACCUCAAAAAGAUCACAACUUGGAGCCAAAGAAAGUGAUAUUGAUCAAGAAACACUGCACCAAAAAUUCAAGAACCUUCAAAAAGAAUGGGAGAGCUAUAAAUAUCGAUCGAAAAACCCAAGAGUUCUACGCCAAUGUUCAACAGAUUCAAGAACCAUUGUUAUUGAUACUCUUCAACUGAUGAACAACUACUCUCCAUCAGAACUCAUGGCUUCUCUGCAGCGUAGAAGGUCUCCUCCUUCAGAAGGGUUUUGGAAGGUGAGGAACAAUGAUAUGGUGGUUCAAGAAAUACUCAGAGAGAGAUGGGCGGCCAUAGAAAGCGGUAAUUUGAAAGGAAAAAGGCUUUUUGCAGAUUUUGAGGGUGCAACUGGGGUGGGUUUUGAAGAGCGAGAAGAGAUUUGUAGUGAUUGGUUAGGUUUGAUUCAAGAGAAUCAAGAAAGUGAAAUGAGUUCAGUUUGUUCUUCUUAUGGUUCUCAUGAUGAUAAUGGAGAUUGUGGAAGGAAGGAAGGAUUAACUGCUGGUUGUUAUUGUUGCUCAGGUUCUUCUGUGUCUGAUGAGAGGGUGGAGAUGAGAAAGAAAGAGGUGGUCGGUGGAGGAGAAAAGGUGGUGGUCGGAGUGGAAGAGAAGAGAAAAGACAGCGGUGAGGGUGGUGCUAGUGGUGGCAGAUGGAUGAUUACUAUGGGUUGGUUUGCUAUAGUUUUGUUAGCAUUUACUCUUGCCAUUGUCUCUAUCAGGUGUAAUGGUGGGUAUGUAGAUCAAGAUGAGGUGAUUCUAGUCCCAACAUAA